Messenger RNA from Alternaria conjuncta, 1746 nucleotides. RefSeq lists its product as uncharacterized. Gene Ontology annotation, biological process: transmembrane transport; carbohydrate transport. Gene Ontology annotation, molecular function: carbohydrate:proton symporter activity. Bases 1 to 1746 code for a protein of 581 amino acids. Gene Ontology annotation, cellular component: membrane. Lineage: Eukaryota; Fungi; Ascomycota; Dothideomycetes; Pleosporales; Pleosporaceae. The transcript is spliced from 4 exons. The record is from RefSeq and is a predicted model, not a curated record.
AUGUCCAAAAAGAAGACGACCAGCAUGUCUUCAAUUCAGGAUGUUACCGCCGCCGGAGCUGCGCCAAAGAUUGGCGUCUACAAGGAGCUGAGACAAAACCCAUAUCUCCUUGGGCUAUCCGCCUUCGCCUCGCUGGGCGGUUUCCUCUUCGGUUAUGAUCAAGGUGUCGUCUCUGGGGUGCUGACGAUGGAGUCCUUCGCGGCAUCCUUCCCGAGAAUCUCUACAGACAGCUCCUUCAAGGGCUGGUUUGUCUCGACAUUGCUACUCGCUGCUUGGUUCGGUUCUCUCGUCAACGGCCCAGUAGCCGAUCGCUUUGGUCGCAAAGGAUCUAUUAUCAUAGCUGUCGUCAUCUUCACCAUUGGCUCUGCGCUUCAAGCUGGCGCGAUCAACAUUCCGAUGGCUUUUGCAGGCCGCGCAAUCGCUGGUUUCGCCGUUGGUAUGUUAACGAUGAUUGUACCAAUGUACAUGAGUGAGGUCUCAACUGCCGGCAUCAGAGGCACUCUGGUCGUUCUCCAACAGCUUUCCAUCACACUCGGUAUCCUUGUCUCCUACUGGCUCGAGUUCGGUACCCAGUACAUUGGAGGCGUACGCUGCGCGCCCGACAUCCCGUAUACUGGUGGCACUGCAGCAGAGCCUACCUUCGACCCACGAAACGACGUUGGCCCGAACGGCUGCACCGGUCAGAGCGAUGCUGCGUGGCGCGUUCCUUUUGCGCUCCAGAUAUUCCCCGGUCUUGUUCUCGGUAUCGGUAUGCUGUUCUUCCCCGAAUCACCUCGCUACUACUGCAUGCGCGACAACGAGGAUGCUGGUGUGAGAGCGCUCGCCCGAGUUCGUCGCACCUCUCCAGAUGAUGAGUCUCUGCAAAAGGAGUAUCUUUCCAUCAAAGCCGAAGUCAUGUUUGAAGAACAAUACAACCGCGAGAAAUUUCCGGGCAAGUCUGGGGUUUCGCUGUACCUUUCCGGUUACUCAACGCUUUUUUCGACCUGGCCAUCUUUCAAGCGUACUGCUAUCGGUUGCUGUGUCAUGUUCUUCCAACAGUUCAUCGGAUGUAAUGCGAUCAUCUACUACGCGCCGACAAUCUUUGGUCAGCUAGGCCUCAGUGGUAAGACGACUGGUCUGCUCGCAACAGGUGUUUAUGGAAUAGUCAACACAUUGUCUACUCUUCCUGCGCUCUUCCUCAUCGACAAGAUCGGCCGCCGCCCUCUCCUCCUCUGCGGUGCCGCCGGUACUUGCAUCUCCCUCUUGAUUGUCGGUGGUGUCAUUGGCGGUUACGGAUCUACUCUCAAAGAUCACCCCGCAGCUGGUUGGACCGGUAUCGCAUUCAUCUACAUCUACGACGUCAACUUCUCGUACUCUUGGGCACCGAUCGGUUGGGUCCUACCCUCGGAGAUUUACAACAUCGGUAACCGCUCAAAAGCCAUGUCUCUGACCACCUCAUCGACAUGGAUGUGCAACUUCAUUAUCGGUCUUGUCACGCCCGAUAUGCUGGAAACCAUUGGUUUCGGUACAUACAUCUUCUUUGCUGCUUUCGCUCUGAUCGCAUUUGUGUUCACGUGGUUCCUGAUACCCGAGACCAGGGGCAAGAGCCUGGAAGAGAUGGACGCUGUGUUCGGUGACAGCACUGCACACGAGGAGAAGACGAGGCUGUACAACAUUGCGCAGAGUCUGGGACUGGAAGAGGCUGAGGCUGCGGCAUUCGAUGAGAAGCCCAUGAAGGCGCUGCAGACCGAGGUGACGAACGUAUAA